Penicillium soppii is the source of this 3279-nucleotide messenger RNA. RefSeq names its product plasma-membrane proton-efflux P-type ATPase. NCBI's taxonomy places the organism in Eukaryota, Fungi, Ascomycota, Eurotiomycetes, Eurotiales, Aspergillaceae. Gene Ontology annotation, biological process: regulation of intracellular pH; proton export across plasma membrane. Gene Ontology annotation, molecular function: ATP hydrolysis activity; ATP binding; P-type proton-exporting transporter activity. Gene Ontology annotation, cellular component: plasma membrane. Bases 1 to 3279 code for a protein of 1092 amino acids. The record is from RefSeq and is a predicted model, not a curated record. The transcript has 4 exons.
AUGCCGAGACCCGAGGUCGAUGCGAAUGACCCUCGCAACAGGCCCCUCGGAAGCAACUCUCCCGAUGGGCCUCCUCUUCUGCAUAGAAUUGAGGAGUCUGCUAGGCCACGAGUAUCCGAUGGCGUCAAGUGGAGAGACAUUAACUGGUCGUCUGACUUGCUUCGCAGCCACCCGUUUCGUUCCAGUAUGCCUCCCAGUCCUCGCUCCAAGGAGGGCCAGGAAGACGAGCAGAACAAAAAAGCGGAGUCAGCUGGUGAUCGUGUGAAUACCGAAGAGCUUGCAAAUUUUGAGAGCAAUCUUUCGGCCCCCUCUCCUGACCAAGAGAGACGAGGCCAUUUGCGCCCUUUAACGGAGAACUCAUCCUCGGUCGAUGCCUCUCACUUCGAGUCACCCAAUCGGGAGAAGUAUUGGGGCAAGCGAUUUGCUAGACGAAUCAAGGAGGCAAAAAUUUCAAAGACCCCAGAGGACAUGGGCCUUGGUAUCGAUGGGAUUGAGGUAAAAGUCAGCUUCAGCCCGAUGUUCCAUAGUUCAGUAUGCCCGGACAGCGAGAAACUUGCCACUGACCAUUGUUUCAAGGACACCUCCGCUACUACUGAGCCUUUGCAUCCAAUAAUCUCCCCCCAAGAAGAGACCAAGGAGUCAUUGGACAACCUCAUUAAUGAGUUGGUCGCCGAGGAUGGCAAUAAUCCCGAUGUGCCGCUGCUGACAUUGACCUCCGACAAAGGCGAUAAAUACGACCAUACCCUUCUCCAAACCGCAAUCAACCGGGGUCUGACUGAUGAACAGGUGGCUGAUCGCCGCAAGACUCAUGGCUGGAACCGCUUUACCCAGGAUAAGGUUAACCACUGGAUCAAGUUUUUGAUGUUCUUUAUGGGCCCUAUCCAAUGGGUCAUGGAGUGUACAAUCGUGCUUGCUGGGGGCCUCCAAGACUGGAUUGACUUCGGCAUCAUUUGCGCUUUACUCCUGCUGAAUGCCUUGGUUGGGUUUGGACAGGAGUACCAUGCCGGUAACAUUGUUGCGAGCCUCAAGAAGACACUUGCUCUCCGUGCUAUUGUCGUUCGUAACGGUUCAAUUGUGGAGAUCAGUGCUGAAGAAGUUGUAAUUGGUGAUAUAAUUCAUCUGGAAGACGGCUCCAUCAUUCCGGCGGAUGGCAAGAUGGUAUGCGACGAUUUGGUCAUCCAGGUUGAUCAGUCUGGCAUAACUGGAGAAUCGCUUGCUGUUGAUAAACACAAAGGGGAUCCUUGCUUUGCCUCCUCGGCUGUCAAGCGUGGCUCCGGACUCAUGGUCGCCACUGCUAUUGGUGAUAAAACUUUCGUUGGUACUGCUGCAGCCCUUGUCAACAAGGCUGAGCAAUGCAUUGGACAUUUCACUCGAGUGCUGAACGGAAUGGCUCGUGCACUUCUGUAUUUGGUGAUUUUCACACUUCUAGCUGUUUGGAUUGCUAGCUACUAUCGCUCUGAUCCCAUUGUCGAGAUCCUGGAAUUCACCCUGGCAAUUACUAUGAUUGGAGUACCCGUUGGACUUCCUGUCGUUGUCACCACAACCAUGGCUGUUGGUGCGGCCUAUUUGGCGAAGCGAAAGGCCAUUGUGCAAAAGCUUUCGGCGAUCGAGUCCUUGGCAGGGGUAGAGAUCCUUUGCUCGGACAAAACAGGAACACUGACGCGUAACGUUCUGACUCUGGGAGAUCCAUAUCUUGUUCCUGGCAUGACCGCGGAUGAUCUCGUAUUAACUGCAUGCCUCGCGGCCAACCGGAAGAAGGGCGGAAUCGAUGCCAUUGACAAAGUAUUCUUGAAGGCUCUGCGUUAUUACCCGGACAUCAAAGACCUGAUUGCAUCAUACAAGACUGUUGAUUUCAAGCCAUUCGAUCCGGUGUCAAAGAAAGUCACCGCACUUGUGGAGGCCGCCAAUGGUGAUCAGAUGAUUUGCAUCAAAGGUGCUCCCAAGACCGUUCUCAAGACGGUUCAGGAAGAAGGCGACAUCAGUGAAUUCUUUGUGACUGAGUACAAGGCAAAGGUUACCGAAUUUGCCAACCGAGGAUUCAGAUCCCUGGGAGUUGCCCGCAAGCGUGCUGGUCAAAAUUGGGAAAUCUUGGGAAUCAUUCCAUGCUCGGACCCACCGCGUCAUGACACUGCUCAGACAAUCGCUGAAGCUAAAGAGCUGGGACUGUGUAUCAAGAUGCUCACUGGGGAUGCAGUUGGUAUUGCCCGAGAGACGGCUGCCAAGCUGUGCCUUGGAACCAACAUCUAUAAUGCUGAACGUCUUGGUCUCACUGGUGCCGGUUCAAUGUCUGGGUCGGAAGUUGCUGACUUUGUCGAGGCUGCGGACGGGUUUGCGGAGGUUUUCCCCGAGCACAAGUACUCUGUUGUCGAGAUCUUACAGAACCGCGGUUAUCUGGUUGCCAUGACUGGUGACGGCGUCAAUGAUGCUGCUUCAUUGAAGAAGGCUGAUACUGGAAUUGCAGUCGAGGGUGCAUCGGAUGCGGCUCGUUCUGCCGCUGAUAUUGUAUUCCUAGAGCCCGGUUUGUCUGCCAUCAUUGAUGCGAUCAAGACGUCCCGUGAGAUCUUCCACCGGAUGUACUCGUACGUGGUCUAUCGAAUUGCCCUCUCAAUCCACUUGGAGUUGUUUUUCGCGAUUAAGAUCUUCAUUGAGAAUGAGAUCAUGGAUCUUCGCUUAGUUGUUCUGUUUGCCAUCUUUGCCGACAUUGCAACUUUGGCGAUUGCCUAUGACAAUGCUUCUUAUUCGCAGCUGCCCGUUAAAUGGAAUACUCCGCGUCUUUGGGGAGAAUCAAUCGUACUGGGAUUUAUUCUGGCCGUGGGAAGCUGGGUGACGUAUGGUACGAUGCUUCUUGAUCGUGAAGGAGGUAUCAUUGAAGGUCGCGGCUCGCGUGAUGAAGUGAUGUUCUUGGAGAUCGCACUGACUCAGAGCUGGUUGAUCCUGGUCACUCGGGCGGCUGGUACUGGCUCACAGUCUCUGUGGAAGAGCCCGCCAUCUCUGGCUCUGCUGGGCGCGAUUGGAUCUGUGGAUUUGACUGCAACACUAAUGGGUCACUUCGGUGUUUUCGGCGAUGCGACAUCCGGGCUGACUAUUGUACGCGUCUGGGUUAUGGCUCUGGGUGCCAUCUGUGUCACUGCCAUGGCAUUCAUUCUGAUGCACAACUCAGCUGCCUUUGAUAGCCUCACUCAUUGCAGAAUGCCUCGACGAAAGACUAAAGAGCGUUCAAAGGAAGACUUUGGCCUCGACUUGCAGCGCACUGCCAAUGAUCACGAAGUGAACAGCUAA